This is a messenger RNA of Ambispora leptoticha, 1362 nucleotides long. The record is from the annotation of a GenBank genome assembly. Lineage: Eukaryota; Fungi; Glomeromycota; Glomeromycetes; Archaeosporales; Ambisporaceae.
AUGCAUUCUUUUUCUUCCUCUGAUCAUAAAAAGCAACGUCGUAAAUUGAAUAAAGAAAAUAUUGCACGUUUGGUGUUUCCAUCACUUUCUACUGGUCUUGGUAAAGUCCCAGUUGGUGAAGCUGUUCCUGUGGCUUGCGAUGUAAUCAACGCAUUCUUAUCCAAACAUAAAAUUAAUGAUGAUGACAAUGACAUUGGAUCCUUUGAAUUAAUACUUUAUGAUCCGGAUUUGAACGUAUUAAAAGCUUAUGAAACGCAAUUAAGUCAACAUGACAAGAUUAAAGAAACCCGAUUACGUCUUGUCAAUGAAUUAUUUACAGAUAAUAUGUCCUUUAUUUCUGGUUUAGAAUCAAGGUAUAUUGUUUGCGAAACUACUUGGCGUCUUAAACCCGAUGCACAUCAUUUCAGUAAGAAGAUCCUUGAAGCUAUUGGGCCUGAAUUGGAUUCAGAGAUAAAAAAGACAUAUUCCAAACCCGGAAUACUUAUAUAUGUGGUUUCACCAAAUAUGAGCUCAACGCCAGUCUCAAUAACUGAGUCAAAAAAACUCUUGAACGACGCGUACAGAACGAUGUUUGAUGCGUUUCUAUGCAUUAUACGUGGACAGAAAUAUACACCCAAAGGGCAAAAAGAAGAGUCUAAAAUAGAGAGCAAGGAAAAACCAAAGUCAGCUUUUGAUGUUCUGAUGCAGGGAUCUCGUAAUUCCAGUUCUUCCAUUUCAAAGUCUUCAUUAACCACUGCGACAGCAUCCACCGCUUCAUUCGGUAAAAAAGCUAAUAAGGGUUUUCAAUGGCAAAAUGCACUUCUCGAAUAUCUUGAAAAACCAGAGAAAUAUUCCAACGAUGAGAUGUACCACUAUGAUGACGAGUUUGUUAUCGUUUGGGAUAAAUUUCCAAAAGCAAAAAAGCAUUUUCUGGUGAUACCAAGACGUAGGAUUAAUUUUAUAGAUGAGUUGACCAGCGAUGAUUUACAAUUGGUUCAAAAGAUGAAAGAGAAAGGUGAAUGGGUUAUUGAGAGGAUGAAACAAGAAAAUCCUAAGCUUCAAUUUCGAAUGGGAUUUCAUACAAUACCGAGCAUGAAACAACUUCACAUGCACGUAGUCUCUCAAGAUUUUAUCUCACCAAAACUAAAGAAUAAAAAGCAUUGGAAUUCAUUUACCACUGGGUUUUUCAAAGACACAGACGAGAUAUUGAAAACGUUGCAGGAGAACGGGAAACUUCAGGCGAGAUUUUUACAAUUCUUUUUUGAUAAAGAUUUUUAUGAAGGAUUGUUGAAAGCUCCUAUGAAGUGUCAUUUAUGCGGGAAGAAAAUGAAUACCAUUCCAGAGUUGAAGGAUCAUUUAUUGAAGCAUUGGAAUAACGAAUAA